Molecule: messenger RNA, 1246 nt
Organism: Solanum pennellii
Lineage: Eukaryota; Viridiplantae; Streptophyta; Magnoliopsida; Solanales; Solanaceae
Product: phosphoenolpyruvate carboxykinase (ATP)-like
Exons: 8
Biological process (GO): gluconeogenesis
Cellular component (GO): cytosol
Molecular function (GO): ATP binding; phosphoenolpyruvate carboxykinase (ATP) activity
Source: RefSeq, a predicted model, not a curated record
CGAUACUAUAAAUAACACACCUCAAUUGCCCCAAUGAACACAUCCUUCCAUGGUUCAACCUUUUCGCUUAGAAUUUUUUUCUUCAAAUUCAGCUUUUUCAGCUAUUCUUCACUGAUUCUGAGAAAAGAUGGCGUCGAACGGAGUCGGAAAUGGAGAAUUCAGUUUUGAUAACAAGAGGAGGACUGGGCUGCCGAAGAUCCAGACACAGAAGACAGAGGAUGAAAACGUGGUUUGCCAUGACGACAGUGCAACGCCGGUGAAAGCUCAGACGCUGGAGGAAUUGCAUUCUCUUCAGAAGAAGAAAUCGGCGCCGACUACUCCGAUCAAGUCCCCUCAUGUAUUCGGCGUUGCCGUUUCUGAAGAGGAACGACAGAAACAACAGCUCCAAUCCAUUAGUGCAUCAUUGGCGUCAUUGACACGAGAGACGGGACCAAAAGUGGUGAAAGGAGACCCGGCAAGGCAAGCGGAGACGCCAAAGGUGCAACGACCUGUUCAUCACCACCACACCCCUGCCCUUAACAUCAGUGACAGUGGCCUCAAGUUCACCCACAUCCUUUAUAAUCUCUCUCCUGCUGAGUUGUAUGAGCAAGCUAUCAAGUAUGAGAAGGGAUCAUUCAUCACGUCAAGUGGUGCUUUAGCCACACUUUCCGGAGCCAAAACUGGCCGUUCCCCAAGAGACAAACGUGUUGUUAGAGACGAAACCACUGAGGACGACCUUUGGUGGGGAAAGGGUUCACCCAAUAUCGAAAUGGACGAACAGACUUUCUUAAUCAACAGAGAAAGAGCUGUUGAUUACCUAUGCUCUUUGGAGAAGGUGUUUGUGAAUGAUCAGUUCCUCAACUGGGAUCCAAACAAUCGUAUCAAAGUUAGAAUUGUAUCUGCCAGAGCCUAUCACUCCUUGUUCAUGCACAACAUGUGUAUCCGACCCACUCCAGAAGAGCUGGAGGAUUUUGGUACUCCGGACUUCACAAUUUACAAUGCUGGUCAAUUCCCAUGUAACCGUUACACCCACUAUAUGACUUCCUCCACUAGCAUAGACAUCAAUCUUGCUAGGAGGGAAAUGGUCAUCCUUGGCACACAGUAUGCUGGGGAAAUGAAGAAAGGUCUUUUCGGGGUAAUGCACUAUCUAAUGCCUAAGCGCCAAAUUCUCUCUCUACACUCUGGCUGCAAUAUGGGAAAAGAAGGAGAUGUAGCCCUCUUCUUUGGAUUAUCAGGAACUGGGAAGACAACACUGUCUACUGAUCAC